Molecule: messenger RNA, 1020 nt
Organism: Olea europaea var. sylvestris
Lineage: Eukaryota; Viridiplantae; Streptophyta; Magnoliopsida; Lamiales; Oleaceae
Exons: 3
Coding region: 1-1020 (339 amino acids)
Biological process (GO): telomere maintenance; DNA repair
Molecular function (GO): DNA helicase activity
Source: RefSeq, a predicted model, not a curated record
AUGGUAAAUCGUUGCGCUAUUGAAGCUGUAGACAGAAUGCUUAGAGAUAUUACUGAUUGUAACUUGCCUUUCAGUGGGAAAGUGAUAGUUUUUGGAGGAGAUUUUCGACAAGUUCUUCCAGUGGUACCGAGAGGGAAAAAAGAUGAUGUAAUGAAAGCUAGCUUGGUCUUUUCAGACCUAUGGCCUUCCUAUUUAUGUUUACCAUUGGUUGAGAAUAUGAGGGCAAAAUUAGAUCCUAUGUUCUGCACUUACUUACUUAGAAUUGGAAAUGGAACAGAAGAAGAACAUACUUGUAAGUGCAUUAUGCUUCCGAAUAGUAUAAUUCUAUCAUUUGAAGAUGAAAUCACAUCUUUAAAAAUUUUGAUACAUCAUGUUUUUCCAAAUAUACAGGCAUAUGUUGACAAUUUACAUAAUAUGAUAAAUAGAGUUAUUCUUACACCUACUAAUGAAUGUGUUGAUUAUAUUAACAAGAUUUUACUCGAACAAACUCCUGGUGAUUUUUCCACAUACUAUAGUUUUGAUGAAGCAAUUGACAAAUCGGAACAAAGCUUGCACGAAGAUUUCUUGAAUACUUUGACACCAAAUGGUAUUCCACCACAUGAAUUGAAACUUAAGGUAAAUUGUCCUGUAAUGUUAUUACGGAAUAUUAAUCCUUCCGAAGGAUUAUGCAAUGGAACACGCCUUACUUGUCGAAAAUUUGAGAAAAACAUAAUUCUUGCUGAAAUUACAACUGUUUGUGAGAUAGAUUUGUUAAAAAUUAGUUUCUCUAUGAAUAUUAUAAGUUCCCUAAAUUUAAGUCUUAAAUAUAAUUUGUCUGCCCUUUGUGCAUCAUACAUUCUGAUUCUUGGACAGUUUUAUGCUACUGUAAUUCUAUCAAUGGGGAGACUAAUGCUUGAUUUUCCUUUUGAAGCUCAUGGUGUGGUUGCAGGAUUAAAUGCUCAACAUGGUGUUAAUUUAAGCACACCUACGUCUUUUAGCAAUCCUGUUGCUAGAGGUAAUAAUAGUAUGGGCAUGGGCUAG